AUUUACGCCUUCGGCAUGUGCAUCCUGGAGAUGGCGACCUCCGAGUAUCCAUACUCUGAGUGUCAGAACGCUGGCCAGAUCUACCGCAAGGUCACCAGUGGAAUCAAACCUGAGAGUUUUUCCAAAGUGACCAUCCCAGAGCUGAGGGAGAUCAUUGAGGGCUGCAUCCGCACCAAGAGCAGCGAGAGGUUCACAGUUCAGGACCUGCUGGAUCACCGGUUCUUCCAGGAGAAGCUGGGCGUCCACGUGGAACUGGCAGAAGAAGACGAUGGUUCGAAGACGUCGCUGAAACUCUGGCUGCGGAUGGACGACAACAAGAAGCUUUGUGGCAAAUAUAAAGACCAUAACGCCAUAGAGUUCGUGUUCGAGCUGUACAAGGACGUCCCCGAGGAGGUGGCUCAGGAGAUGGUGGUGCUGGGGUUCGUGUGCGAAGCAGACUAUAAGGUGAUUGCCAAGGCGAUCAGAUACCGGGUGACGGCCAUAAAGCGCCAGCGGGAGAAACGGCGCCGCCUGGAGGAGGAAAAGCUCAAACACCAGAAAGAAGUGAUUGAAGAGGAGGUUGACCCCCAGGCAUCUGAAACGUCCAAUAAGAAGCCAGCCACAAACACAGCUGAUGGGAAG
This is a messenger RNA of Haplochromis burtoni (Burton's mouthbrooder), 621 nucleotides long. Its product is annotated as serine/threonine-protein kinase WNK4. Gene Ontology annotation, cellular component: cytoplasm; cytosol. The annotation marks the transcript as partial. Gene Ontology annotation, molecular function: ATP binding; potassium channel inhibitor activity; chloride channel inhibitor activity. The record is from RefSeq and is a predicted model, not a curated record. The transcript is spliced from 4 exons. NCBI's taxonomy places the organism in Eukaryota, Metazoa, Chordata, Actinopteri, Cichliformes, Cichlidae. Gene Ontology annotation, biological process: renal sodium ion absorption; intracellular signal transduction; positive regulation of potassium ion import across plasma membrane.